Molecule: messenger RNA, 307 nt
Organism: Staurois parvus
Lineage: Eukaryota; Metazoa; Chordata; Amphibia; Anura; Ranidae
Source: the annotation of a GenBank genome assembly
CUGUGUCCAAUCACAGCUGAUCACUGCUCAUCAGGGCACUGAUGAUCAGUGUGCCCUGAUGAUCUGUGUAGCCCCAGAAGUGCCACCUGUCAGUGUCCAUCAGUGCCAGCUGCCAGUGCUAAACAGUGCCACAUAUCAGUGCCUACCAGUGCACAUCAAUGCCACGUAUCAGUGCCCAUCUGAGCUGCCUUUCAGUGUCACCCAUCAGUGCCAGUGUCACUUAUCAAUGCCAAUCAGUGCCACCUAUCAAUGCCAAUCAGUGCCACCUAUCAGUGUGCAUCAGUGCCACCUAUCAGUGUGCAUCAGU